AUGGUACAAAGCGGUUUCUCUAAGAGGAUAAGUCAUCUUCUUCUUCAUCAAACUUGGAAGGUAAUGGCAAGCAAUGACCGAGUGCCCCCUCCCCACCUCCGGCGCCCUCUUCCUGGCCGGAGCAUGGUCCAUCCUGAUCCUUAUGGUCCUCCAAUUCAUCCUCCACCUGGUGGUUUCCCUCUAGAAAUGUUGCCUCCUGAAGUUAUGGAACAAAAGCUUACUGCACAACAUGUUGAGAUGGACAAACUUGCGAAUGAAAAUCAGAGGCUUGCCACUACCCAUAGAACUCUUAGACAAGAUCUUGCUACUGCUAAGCAUGAGUUGCAGUUUGUACAUGCUCACAUUGCUGAUAUGAAGGCUGAGAAAGAACAACACACAAGAAGAUUAAUGGAUAAAAUUGCGAGGAUGGAGGCUGAACUUCAAGCUGCAGAGUCCAUCAAAACAGAGUUGCAGCAAGCACAUACUGAAGCUAAGGGCUUGUUUGCUGCAAGGCAGGAACUAAUUUCCCAAGCACAACAAGUGACACGCGAUCUUCAGAUGGCUCACUCUGAGGCACAGCAGAUUCCUGCUUUAAUGUCUGAACUUGAGAGCCUGAGACAGGAGUACCAGCAUUGCAGGGCUACGUACGACUAUGAGAAGAAAUUAUACAGUGACCAUCUUGAGUCGCUUCAGGUGAUGGAGAAGAACUAUAUGGCAAUGUCUAGAGAAGUGGAUAAGCUUAGAGCAGAGUUAACUAAUUCCACAAACUUUGACCCGCGAACAGGAGUGCCAUAUGGUGGCUCAGCUGGUUACAGUGGGGGUGUUCCCAUGAGCAACUAUGCUACAUAUGAUGGCUAUGGCUUACCACAGGAGGGCCAAAACCCAGUUUUAGGAGGGGGUACUGGUGCUGGAGCUACUGGCACUGGGAGUGGAGCACGUGAUUCUGGCACUGGGGUUACUUCUCCACAUGUUGUAGCUCAAUCUGCACCUGGUGGUUUGGGGGUAACAUCAAAAAUGCCCGGCUACGAUGCACAGAGAGGACCUACUGGACCCGGCUACGAUGCACAGAGAGGACCAACUGGUCCCGGCUACGAAGCACAGAGAGUACCAACUGGUCCCGGCUACGAUGUAGAGAGAGUAUCAACUGUACCCAAUUACAAUGCACAGAGAGGACCAACUGGACCCGGUUACGAUCCGCAGAGAGGACCUGUUGGUGCCUCUGCUUAUGAAAUGCAGAGAGGACCUAAGCAAGACACUCAGAAGGGACCAGCGUAUGAUGGUCAAAGACCGCCACCUACUUAUGAUUUUAGAAGAGAUUCAGGAAAUGACGUGCAACGGGGAUCUAACUAUGAUCAGCAGAAAGCUGCUGGCUACGAUCCAUUGUCUCGAGGUGCUGUCGGGCCCCAAGGACAGGUACCUAUUGACAAUAUACAUCAUGCAUCAGCACCACCACCUCCUACUCGUCCCAGUGGUGGAUAUGAGGCACCCGGACGAGGUGGAAACCCCGUUCACAGAUGA
This is a messenger RNA of Fraxinus pennsylvanica, 1497 nucleotides long. The record is from the annotation of a GenBank genome assembly. Lineage: Eukaryota; Viridiplantae; Streptophyta; Magnoliopsida; Lamiales; Oleaceae.